Messenger RNA from Trichechus manatus latirostris (Florida manatee), 2217 nucleotides. RefSeq names its product SLIT and NTRK like family member 5 (gene SLITRK5). The record is from RefSeq and is a predicted model, not a curated record. Gene Ontology annotation, biological process: regulation of presynapse assembly; positive regulation of synapse assembly; axonogenesis. Gene Ontology annotation, molecular function: protein binding. Gene Ontology annotation, cellular component: membrane. NCBI's taxonomy places the organism in Eukaryota, Metazoa, Chordata, Mammalia, Sirenia, Trichechidae.
AUGGGGGCUGGGAGGCACAGGGAAGGAGGGGGAGGGGACCAAAAUUCCCUGAAUGGAUAUGCAGAUUUGAUCCAGCGGAGAACCGAAAUUUCCCGGGACUUGGACGAGGUGUCCAAACAGGAACUUUGCCCAAGGAAACUCAUUUCGGACUAUGAGAUGAGGCCGCAGACGCCUUUGAGCACCACGGGGUAUUUACACACCACCCCUGCUUCGGUGAAUUCCGUGGCCACUUCUUCCUCUGCUGUUUACAAACCCCCCUUGAAGCCCCCUAAGGGAACCCGCCAACCCAACAAGCCCAGGGUGCGCCCCACCUCUCGGCAGCCCUCCAAGGACUUGGGCUACAGCAAUUAUGGCCCCAGCAUUGCCUACCAGACCAAAUCCCCGGUGCCUUUGGAGUGUCCCACCGCGUGCACUUGCAACCUGCAGAUCUCUGAUCUGGGCCUCAACGUCAACUGCCAGGAGCGAAAGAUCGAGAGCAUCGCUGAGCUGCAGCCCAAGCCCUACAACCCCAAGAAAAUGUAUCUGACAGAGAACUACAUCGCCGCAGUGCGCAGGACCGACUUCCUGGAGGCCACGGGGCUGGACCUCUUGCACCUGGGCAACAACCGCAUCUCCAUGAUCCAGGACCGCGCCUUUGGUGAUCUUAGCAACUUGAGGCGUCUGUACCUGAAUGGCAACAGGAUCGAGAGGCUGAGCCCGGAGCUGUUCUACGGUCUGCAGAGCCUGCAGUAUCUCUUCCUCCAGUACAAUCUCAUACGCGAGAUUCAGUCUGGGACUUUUGACCCGGUCCCGAACCUCCAGCUGCUAUUCCUAAAUAACAACCUCCUGCAGGCCAUGCCCUCAGGCGUCUUCUCCGGCCUGACCCUCCUCAGGCUGAACCUGAGAAGUAACCACUUCACCUCCUUGCCAGUAAGUGGAAUUCUGGACCAGCUGAAGUCGCUCAUCCAAAUCGACUUGCACGACAACCCUUGGGAUUGUACCUGCGACGUGGUGGGCAUGAAGCUGUGGGUAGAGCAGCUCAAGGUGGGAGUCCUGGUGGAUGAGGUGAUCUGCAAGUCGCCCAAAAAGUUCGCCGAAACCGACAUGCGCUCCAUUAAGUCGGAGCUGCUGUGUCCAGACUACUCGGAUGUCGUGGUUUCCACGCCCACGCCCUCCUCCAUCCAGGUCCCCUCGAAGACCAGCGCGGUGACCACCGCCGUCCGGUUAAACAGCACCGGGGGCCCUGCGGGCUUGGGCGCAGGCGGAGGUGCGUCGUCGGUGCCCCUGUCCGUGUUGAUCCUCAGCCUGCUGCUGGUAUUCAUCAUGUCCGUCUUUGUGGCCGCCGGGCUAUUCGUGCUGGUCAUGAAGCGCAGGAAAAAGAACCAGAGCGACCACACCAGCACCAACAACUCCGACGUGAGCUCCUUCAACAUGCAGUACAGUGUGUACAGCGGCAGCGGCGGCGCGGGCAGCCACCCGCACGCGCACGUGCACCAUCGGGGGCCCGCGCUGCCCAAGGUGAAGACACCCGCGGGCCACGUGUACGAGUACAUCCCCCAUCCGUUGGGCCACAUGUGCAAAAACCCCAUCUACCGCUCCCGAGAAGGCAACUCUGUGGAGGAUUACAAAGACCUGCAGGAGCUCAAGGUCACCUACAGUAGCAACCACCACCUGCAGCAGCAACCGCCACCGCAGCAACAGCAGCCGCAGCAGCCCCAGCAGCAACCCCCACCGCAGCUGCAGCUGCAGCCGCAGCCGGGAGAGGAGGAGAGGCGGGAAAGCCACCCCUUGCGGAGCCCCGCCUACAGCGUCAGCACCAUCGAACCCCGGGAGGACCUACUGUCGCCGGUGCAGGACGCCGACCGCUUUUACAGGGGCAUUUUAGAACCAGACAAACACUGCUCCACCACCCCCGCCGGCAAUAGCCUCCCGGAAUAUCCCAAAUUCCCGUGCAGCCCAGCUGCUUACACUUUCUCCCCCAACUAUGACUUGAGGCGCCCCCAUCAGUAUUUGCACCCGGGGGCUGGGGACAGCAGGCUGCGGGAACCGGUGCUCUACAGUCCCCCCAGUGCUGUCUUUGUAGAACCCAACCGGAACGAGUAUCUGGAGUUAAAAGCAAAACUAAACGUUGAGCCGGACUACCUCGAAGUGCUGGAAAAACAGACCACAUUUAGCCAGUUCUAAAACCAGAGGAACUCCUUUGGAGCUUUUGCAUUUCGAACAAACAAGCAAGCAGAC